This is a messenger RNA of Leptopilina boulardi, 1315 nucleotides long. RefSeq names its product protein AAR2 homolog. The record is from RefSeq and is a predicted model, not a curated record. The transcript is spliced from 6 exons. The coding region runs from base 67 to 1215 and encodes 382 amino acids. Gene Ontology annotation, biological process: spliceosomal tri-snRNP complex assembly. NCBI's taxonomy places the organism in Eukaryota, Metazoa, Arthropoda, Insecta, Hymenoptera, Figitidae.
AUAACAAAAAUCAGGUGAGUGACAGCUGAUCGAAGUCAAUGAACAUCACGUAAACAUUUGAAAAUAAUGGCAUCGACUAGUACAUUAGAAAUAGACCAAGAAAUUGCAAAGCGUCUUCUUACUGAAGGCAGCACUGUAGUUAUGUUAAAUGUACCUAAGGGCACAGAUUUUGGAAUAGACAUAAAGUCUUGGAAUACUGGAGAAAAUUUUCGUGGCAUUAAGAUGAUACCUCCAGGAUUUCAUUAUGUUCAUUACAGUGCUGUUGAUAAAUUUGGAGAAAUAUCUCCAAGAAUUGGUUUCAUUCGGUGGUUCAAAAAAGCAGAAUUUAUAGUUAAACGUUGGGACACCAAAGAAGAGACUCUCAGCUCAGAACCCGUACCUGAGGAAACAAUACAAAGUUUAAAGGACAAUUUGUUAGAUUUGGACAGAUAUUUAGGACCUUAUCCUUAUGAUACAUGGAAACAAUGGCAAGAAUUGACAAAUAGAAUUGACUCCGAUAUUGUGGAUAGAUGUGCACCAGCUUGUGGGUUUAUUCAUUCAGCUUUGGAAUUAGAAAAUUUUGACGAUAAAUCUAGACCAAGGGGUUUAGAGAAUAGUAGGAAAAGAAAAAGAGGUGUUUGCCUAUCGGUGGAACAGAAAGAAGAGGAAUUAUUGCCACAAUUAAAACCAAAGCCAGGGACAGAACUUAGGUUAACAGAAUUGCCAGAUGCACAAUAUCCAGAAGGUUCGACGCCCGCAGAAAUUACAAAACAUUCUAUGGAUUCUACUUAUACAUUGGAUCUUUUUCUAAGCAAAUUGAAACAACCUAUCGAAGUGAUUGGUGAAGUACAAUUGGCAUUUGUUUGUUUCCUCGUUGGUCAAAGUUUAGAUGCUUUCGAACAUUGGAAAUUAUUAGUGUCUUUAAUAUGUCGAGCAGAUUGUGCAAUUUCUAUACGUCGUCAAAUUUACACGGAAUUCCUGAGAACACUUGAAGUUCAGCUUGCAUUGAUUCCAGAGGAAGUCUUGUAUGACAUAGUUGCCAGUAACAAUUUUGUAUAUCAUAAUCUUCGAAUACUUUUCGCAAAUAUAGAAGCAAAUGGUGAUGUUGAUGCACGAUUAAAAUCCGAAGCCUCUCGAAUGCGAGAAAGAAUUUCCAAUAAAUUUAUGUGGGACUUUUCCAAUUUACAAGAAGAGAACGAAGACGAUGCACCGGUUGUCGUUGACAUGGAUGAAUAAUGAAAAACACAAUAAUUAUUUAUACAUUACAUUUGUAAAUAUAUCAAUAUUACUAUUAUUAUUCUAAAAUAAUAAUGAAAAAUAUUUUCGUUCCUUUUUA